Messenger RNA from Ixodes scapularis (black-legged tick), 1353 nucleotides. RefSeq lists its product as uncharacterized. The transcript has 2 exons. The coding region runs from base 75 to 1208 and encodes 377 amino acids. Lineage: Eukaryota; Metazoa; Arthropoda; Arachnida; Ixodida; Ixodidae. The record is from RefSeq and is a predicted model, not a curated record.
GAUUAUUGGCAAAAGGAGCGCAAUGGCAGUGGGACGGGGAUCAGGAAAGGGCUUUCCGGAAGACUAAGCAGGCUAUGGCCGAAGCUAAGUUCCUGGUUCACUACAACCCCCGGCAACAGUUACGGCUAGAAUGCGACGCGUCGCCAGACGGCUUGGGUGCAGUGUUGUCACAUCGCAUGCAUGGGAAAGACUACCCCAUAGCGUUCCGGUCGAGAACGCUGACGAAGGCAGAGCGUAAUUAUUCACAGCUCGAGAAGGAGGCGUGGGCGCUGGUUUUUGGAGUUACCAAGUUUCGAGAUUAUCUGUUCGGCAACCGCUUUACGCUCGUCACAGACCACAAGCCGCUGACAGCGCUGUUCCACCCUGAAAGAGCAAUUCCACAAAUGGCGGCGGCUAGAGUACAGCGUUGGGCGUUACUACUCGCAGCCUACCAGUACGAUCUCGAGUACCGAAAAGGAGACCACAAUGGGAAUGCAGACGCUCUUAGUCGUCUCCCGUUGCCGGCGCAGGAGGAGGGCAGCAGUGAAGUGCUCUCUGAAUAUGUGCUGCACACGCGGGGGUGGGACGACCAACCUAUGUCCGCCCAGCAGAUGGCCACCCUGACUACGCGGGACAGCCUGCUUCGCCAAGUAAAAGCCUGGAUUUACGCCGGAUGGCCGUCGCACCUGCGCCCGGAGCAGCACCAGUUCCUACCGUACUUCAGCCGCAGAUCUACCCCUAUGAAAGAGGGCAAGUCGCCAGCCGAGUUGUUGUUAGGCUUCAGGCCCAGGACAAGGCUAACCGGCUUCUUCCCGAGGGGCGAGGAAGCGCAGCACAGCGUGGUCGAGCCGCAAGCCCCGGCCACGACACCACCGCCAUUUUCGCCAGGAAUGCCGGUCUGGUCACGCCAGUUCCAGCCGAGGCGGAGAUGGCUACCGGGGACUGUGGUCUCCAGUGAGGGUCGGCGCAUGGUCACGCUACGCACACCGGACGGCCAACAGAGACGGCACCUGGACCAGCUGCGACCUCGAGACGCUUCAGGGUCCCCGGAAGGCGCUGACAAGGCACGUCGAGUCGCCGGCCGGUCGGAGGUGGGAGCAAGGCCGCCCAGCACCGACGAAAGAGAGGUCGCCACCAACGGCGAUCCCGAGGUGACGCCCACAGCAGACCCGGUUCCUCUCAGGCGCUCUACGCGCCUGCGGAAGCCGCCGGACCGUUUGAACUUAUAGGGGGGAGGGGAUGCUGUAUCGCCGUACGGCUGCGUCACCGCAACCAGGAGCGGCGCGUUCCAGCGCAUGCCCGUGCCGGACAUACGUCACCGGCGCGGGAGGUAAAAAGAGAGCGCUUGCCAAUAAACCACGUUUUCAUGUCCCG